AUGGAAGUGACUAGUGCUGUUCAUUCCGUUGGGUUUCUGCAUUUGCAAACACACCUUCAAAGGCUUAACAGUAGAGAAUUCUUCCUCUCCACAAGACCAAGGAGAGUGCAGGUUCCUCUUCCUUGUUAUAUCCACCAUCAUCCAAACUACUUAAGUAAUGCCAAAGGUGGUUGUAGUCAAAGAACCAGUCUCAUAAUCAACUCCACUUCUGCUACUUCCACAGCAACCUCUGCUGCUGAGGGGUCCCUCUCUGAGGUGGAAAAGAUAAAGCAGAGGUGUCUUACAUGGCAGUGGAAGGGUCAAUAUUCCAUCAACUACUUUGUUUCUUCUGAUUCUCCGCAGCAGUUGCAUGCCAACCACCCUCCCCUCUUACUUGUUCAUGGCUUUGGUGCCUCCAUUCCUCACUGGCGCAGGAAUAUCAAGACACUAGCCCAGAAUUAUACUGUGUAUGCUAUUGAUCUUCUCGGUUUUGGGGCUUCAGAUAAGCCUCCAGGCUUUCAAUAUACCAUGGAAACUUGGGCUCAGUUGAUCUUGGAUUUCAUGAAUGAAGUUAUUCAGAAGCCAACAGUACUAAUAGGAAACUCUGUUGGAAGUCUGGCCUGUCUCAUUGCUGCCUCAGAUUCAAGCCAAACACUUGUUAGAGGCAUUGUGCUGUUAAAUUGUGCUGGUGGUAUGAACAACAAAGCAAUUGUUGAUGACUGGAGGAUCAAGUUACUAUUACCCUUGCUUUGGCUGAUUGAUUUUCUACUCAAGCAAAAGGGAAUUGCCUCAGCACUUUUUGAGCGUGUCAAGCAAAGAGAGAAUUUAAGAAACGUUUUGAGUUCAGUGUAUGGAAAUAAGGAGUCUGCGGAUGAAGAACUGGUGGAGAUCAUUAGGGAACCAGCUAAUGCUCCAGGGGCCUUAGAUGCAUUUGUGUCCAUUGUAACGGGGCCACCAGGGCCCAAUCCGGUGGUGUUGAUGCCAAAAAUAUCCUUGCCUGUUUUACUUCUGUGGGGAGAUGAAGAUCCCUUCACUCCAAUUGAUGGACCUGUUGGCAAGUACUUUUCUUCACUGCCUUCUCAACAAGAAAAUGUUGAACUCUUCUUACUUGAAGGUGUUGGACAUUGUCCCCAUGACGACAGGCCUGACUUAGUACAUGAAAAAUUGCUUCCCUGGUUGGCCAGUCUUCCAAAUUCAGACUAA
Sphenostylis stenocarpa is the source of this 1182-nucleotide messenger RNA. Lineage: Eukaryota; Viridiplantae; Streptophyta; Magnoliopsida; Fabales; Fabaceae. The record is from the annotation of a GenBank genome assembly.